AAAGAUGGCGGAUUCUACGCAAGUUGGUCCGAAUUAUGAUAUAGAAGAUGACGACGCAGAUGUAAAAGUGAAAGUCAUAUGCCUCGGUGACAGCGCAGUUGGAAAGUCAAAAUUAGUAGAGAGAUUCCUCAUGGAUGGAUACCAUCCUCAACAGCUCUCAACAUACGCAUUGACACUAUUCACAUACGACACUGAAUUGAAUAAUGAAAAAGUCAAAGUGGAUUUCUGGGACACUGCUGGUCAGGAACGAUUCCAGAAGAUGCACCAAGCCUACUACCACCAAGCUCACGCGUGUAUAUUAGUAUUUGACAUAGAGAGGAAACUAACUUAUAAAAAUUUAGGUAAAUGGUAUCAGGAAUUACGAGAAUAUCGACCGGAUAUCCCAUGUAUAUGUGUAGCUAAUAAAAUAGAUGUGAACCUCAAAAUGACACAAAAAGCCUAUAAUUUUCCACAAAAACACAAAAUGCCAUUUCACUUUGUCUCGGCAUCAGAUGGUACUAAUGUGGUGAAGGUGUUUCGAGAAGCGAUAAAAGCAGCUGUCAUCUACAAAAAGAAUCCCACCGAUGAUAUGGACUUGAUUAUGAAAGAGCUUGAGUACAUGGAGCUGACCCCGACGGCCGACAACAUUUCAGAUAGCGGCCUUGAUUCAGCGGGCAAUUCUGAGGGGAAGGAGGAGGAUAAGGAUAAGUCAAAGAGUUGAGGAUCGCUAUAAGAUCACAGACUUUGUGGACUUGGCCAAGUUUUAGGAUAUAUAUCAUUAGAGGCAUGACCUCCUGCAUGAAGAGAUUUCUGACUAUUCGUCAAGUCGAUGUCCAUGGACAAGCUUGAUUUUUGGUGACAUUUUCAAACAGGCAAGGUCCUGAAUAGGCAGGAAAAUCCAUCGAAUCCAGUGAAAUAUUCUCUAAGGCCUGUUUCCACUUCACCAGUUUACCAUCAGAAUUUUGCCUCUAGCACAGGCGUGUGGUUGGUUACGAUUAGAGUUGUACAUAAGGAAAUCUUUCGCCUGGGACAGAUUUGCUCAAAAGCACUUCUCUCAUCAGAGAAGUCUCCUUGGAUUUGAAUUAGACUGUAGCUUGCUGAUCUUUGAUCUUUGAGCUCCUUUGUUUAAACUGUUGUGUUCUAAUUACUGUAGCUACUGAGGCAUUAGUAAUCUAGCCAGGUGGGUGAUCAUCUUAACGUCUGUGAAAACCAAAUAGUUUCCUGCUGCUUUUGUAGAAACAGGCCUUAGGGGUUAAAUCGUGAUCCAAAAUCAAGUUUGCUUCUUUUCCUUUUGCUGCAAAUCAAUCAGCACAUUGAAAGCCAAUAUGUUGAUAAAUUCACUAUGGCAACAAAACCUGGCGGUCGACCUGGGAAUCAUCUUAUUUGCCAACAUUUGGCUUUGUGUACACUUCAUUUUAAAGCCAAGUUGCCUGAUUCAGCCACGAUAUCUACACAUGAGAGUGGCUUGGUACCUGCCUCUCGUUACAUUGUUAGGCCGGUAUGUAUCGUCCCCAAGUCACAUUAAUUGUCAAUAUUCAACAAUGCUUGAAGUCGAGACGGAGCUGGUACCCAGAUGAGCACCAGACAACUUGGCUUUCGUCCAGUACAGGAAAACAAUUCCUGUGACACACUGGAGUUGAUCACAGUCUCCAUCAUUGUCAUACUGCUGAAAACCUAAGGGAAAGGCACGUGAAACCUUCCAGAUUUCUCCUGUGAGUGAGGAAUGUGCAUUAUUCUAAAGAUACAUUUGAAUGACUUCUCGAAGGUAUUCCUCAUUGUGAGGAAGGAUUUCCCCUUGUAGAAUUGGUGUGUUUCGUCACCAACCAGCUAAUUAAGACUAUUGAGGGUUAUUUCUUUAUAUCCUUCUUAGUGCUAAUUAUUGUAAUUUCAAUAAAUUUUUGGACUGAUUAUGCCCUAUACAUGUCAUCUGUGCUUACAUACAUGUACAGUGUGUUUGUGCUUACAUACAGUGUGUCUGUGCUUACAUACAGUGUGUUUGUGCUUACAUACAGUGUGUUUGUGCUUACAUACAGUGUGUUUGUGCUUACAUACAGUGUGUUUGUGCUUACAUACAGUGUGUUUGUGUUUACAUACAGUGUGUUUGUGCUUACAUACAGUGUGUUUGUGCUUACAUACAGUGUGUUUGUGCUUACAUACAGUGUGUUUGUGCUUACAUACAGUGUGUUUGUGCUUACAUACAGUG
Molecule: messenger RNA, 2182 nt
Organism: Lineus longissimus
Lineage: Eukaryota; Metazoa; Nemertea; Pilidiophora; Heteronemertea; Lineidae
Product: rab-like protein 2A
Exons: 8
Coding region: 5-700 (231 amino acids)
Biological process (GO): regulation of exocytosis
Molecular function (GO): GTP binding; GTPase activity
Source: RefSeq, a predicted model, not a curated record